AUGGCCCAGAGGCCGAGGCUGCUGCUGCUGCUGCUGCGGCGGCGGCGGCGGCGGUGGCGGGACCCGCGGGCACCAUGACUCUUUUCAGCUUCUUGGUGGCUCUGAUGCUGGGGACGCUCCCCGGCGUGAGCGGCGUGGAAAGGAGCCCCAAGCCCCCGGGGCCGCGCCGGCCCCCGCUGCCUGCUGCGAUCCCCCGGCCCCCUGGCCCCGUCCCGCCGGCUCUCGGACCGCCCCGACGGCCGGCCGGCCUGUCCUUCCAGCGCCGCCAGUCCCCUGCCUCCGCGCCCCUGGCGCUGCUUUCGCUCCCAGCCCCUGGCCUGGGGCAGCACCGCUUCUCGGGAAGGAGACGGGACGUGGGUGCAGGGGGCGGACAGUGUUGCUUCCCUGGAGACCCUCAAGACCGCUGCGACUGCAGACACGGGUCACUGCGCCUCCGAGGUGGGAAAAAUGAAUUUGAAGGUACCGUGGAAGUGUACUCCAGAGGCGUUUGGGGAGCAAUCUGCAGCAGCGACUGGGAUGAUAAUGAUGCGGCUGUCAUCUGUCAGCAGCUGCGGCUCGGGGCCAAAGGGACAGCCAAGCAGACCCCAGUGGCUGAGCUGGGCCUCAUUCCUAUUCACUGGAGCAACGUUCACUGCCGAGGGGAUGAAGACAACAUCCUGAUUUGUGAACGAGAUGCUGGGCCCCCAGGGAUGUGUCCACAGAAGACAGCAGCAGCAGUCUCGUGCAGCUUUUACCAGGCUCCUGCCUGGACACCCGUGAGGCUUGUUGGUGGGCGCAGUGACCACGAGGGUCGAGUGGAGCUCUAUCACGCAGGGCAGUGGGGCACGGUGUGUGAUGACCAGUGGGACGACGCAGAUGCUGAAGUGGUCUGCCGCCAGCUGGGCCUGAGCGGGGUGGCCAAAGCGUGGCCCCGGGCCUACUUCGGACAGGGGUCUGGCUCCGUCAUGUUGGAUGAAGUGCGGUGUACAGGAAAUGAGCUUUCCCUGGAGCAGUGUCCCAAGAGUCCCUGGAGAGAACACAACUGUGACCACCGGGAGGACGCGGGGGUCUCAUGCACCCCGCUGACAGAUGGGGCCCUGAGACUAGCAGGCGGGAAGGGCAAUCAUGAGGGACGGUUGGAAGUACAUUACCGUGGACAGUGGGGCACCAUCUGUGAUGACGGGUGGACAGAGAGGAACACCCAGGUGGCUUGUCGGCAGCUGGGAUUUAAGUAUGGCAAGCAGGCCUCCGGUCGCCAUUUUGAAAAAAGCCCGGGGCCCAUCUGGUUGGAUGAUGUCAGCUGUUCAGGAAAGGAAACGGCUUUCCUUCAGUGCUCCAGAGGAAAGUGGGGAGAGCAUGACUGCAGUCACCAAGAGGAUAUUCACAUUACUUGCCAUCCAGACAGCGACGGGCACCGAUUCUCUCUGGGUCUCCCAAUCCGGCUGAUGGAUGGAGAGAACAAGAAAGAAGGACGAGUGGAGAUCUUUGUCAAUGGGCAGUGGGGAACAAUCUGUGACGACGGAUGGACCGACAAAGAUGCCGCUGUGGUUUGUCGGCAGCUCGGCUACAAGGGUCCUGCCAGAGCAAGAACCAUGGCUUAUUUCGGGGAAGGCAAAGGACCGAUCCAUGCAGACAACGUGAAGUGUAAUGGGGAGCGAGAGGAACCUCGCGACUGCAUCAAACAAGACAUCGGGAGGCACAACUGCCGUCACAGUGAGGACGCUGGAGUGAUCUGUGACUAUUUUGGCAAAAAAGCUCAGGGAACAUCUAGGAGAGAUUCCCUUUCAUCUGUUUGUGGGCUGAGGUUACUACACCGAAGGCAGAAGAGGAUCAUUGGUGGGAAAAACUCUUUAAGGGGCGGCUGGCCCUGGCAGGUGGCCCUGCGGCUGAAGCUAUCCCACGGAGACCGCAGACUUCUUUGUGGGGCCACCCUCAUCAGCAGCUGCUGGGUGCUCACCGCAGCGCAUUGUUUCAAGAGGUACGGUAAUAAUACCCGCAACUACAUUGUUAGAGUUGGGGAUUAUCAUACCCUGGUACCAGAGGAGUUUGAAGAAGAGCUUGGGGUCCAGCAGAUUGUGAUUCAUCGGCAGUACAGGCCCGACAGCAGUGACUAUGAUAUAGCCUUGGUGAGGCUGCAGGGACCAGAGGAGCAGUGUGCCACAUUCAACAGUCACGUUCUGCCUGCCUGCCUGCCUGCCCGACGAGAGAGGCCCCAGAAGACAGCGCCUAACUGCUACAUCACCGGAUGGGGAGAUACGGGACAAGCCUACUCGAGGACCCUGCAGCAAGCAGCCAUCCCCUUACUUCCCAAGAGGUUUUGUGAAGAGCGUUACCAGAGUCGGUUCACGAGGGAGGAUGCUGUGUGCGGAAGUCUGCAGGAGCAGAAUCAUGUGGACAGCUGCCAGGGAGACAGUGGUGGCCCCCUCAUGUGCCAACGGCCUGGAGAAAGCUGGGCUGUGUAUGGAGUCAUCUGGGGUUACGGCUGUGGUGUUAAAGAUUCUCCGGGUGUUUAUACCAAAGUCUCAGCCUUCAUCCCCUGGAUAAAAAGUGUCACCAAACUGUGAAAACGUCAGCCUGGAAGCUUCAAGAGAAAAGGACACUGGGAUUCAGUGGGCUUGAACUGAACUGCUAGUCCAGUUUAAAUCUGUGGCCAGACCACACACAUUUCUCUGGUGUUGUAAGUUCAACUUUUAAGAAACCAAAUGUAGAUUGCUUUUGUUUCAGAAUUCCUGUGCACAAAGAAAUCACUUGAGGUAAAUUUUGCAAAAGCCACUGAGGGUGUUGGGGGGAGGGGGCAGUGAUUACAGGAAUGCCUGUUUUGGCACUAAUGGGUGUGAGUUUUCUAUCUAAUUUGUCUCACUUUGGUGAAUUCCCGAUUUUGCUAUUUUGCCAGUUUGAGCCUUAUUUAUGAUCUCAUCUUGUUUCAUAGCAUUUUCCUCAAGAUGAAACAGAUAUCAGGGCUCAGGCAUUAUUUCUGUAUAACCUCAAAAAUUUAUUCAGAUUUUGGAAUGACUUUUUAUAUUUCCACUCAUCGCCCAAUCAUAGUGUUGAUAUGACGACUGAUUCAAAGCACAUAACGUAUUCUGAUUCAAUGGGGAAAACAACCCACCCGUUACUUAUUACUCCCAAAUGUGGCAUGGCAGAAAAGUCAUCUAUCCCUAAGACAGGAAUCUGCACGUUCCAGCCUGGCUGGCAGGCCCUCAGAGCAAGCCCCUUUCUCGGUCAGUGCUCUAGGCAACUCUGUAAGACUAAGAAUUGCAAAGAAACUGCCAGCCUGCAUUGGGAGAAAGCAUUUCCCAACUUGGGAAUUCCUUAAAUCAAUCACUGUCUCUAACAUCCUUCAAAUUAGUAGGGGGUUAGGCAAGGCUAAAAACCUCAAGGUCAUUCCGGAGCUUCUCAGUAAUACCUGGAAAAGGAGAGAGAGAGAUGGAAAGCAUAUCUGUGUGAGCUCACCUUCGCAAUCGGCAGAAAUGGGAGGAAGGAGAGAUUCAGCCUCAGACAGACAAGCUGUUCAACCCUAUUACCACAUUCCUGCCUGAAGGUCAAAUCACAAUGGGGAACCACAGUGCAAUUCCUCAUCCUUACUAUCUGAGGUAUUUAUAACUCGACCUGAUUUUGGGUCUUAGGGCAAGUAGCUCACUAGGUAACCGGAGUUUUUCCUUACAGCAGCAUUCUCUGACUGUCCUGUGAAGCCUGAUGGUCAAGGGGUUUGUAAGGGGGGUCCAGAGAUAUGGAUGUUGGUCAAUAUCAUUCUCGUCUGAAAGAUUACACAUAAGAUUCUGUAUCAGAAAACACUUGUGGUCAGCCAUUUUCAGCAUGUGCAAGGUGAUGUACUCUGUUCUGAUUAAGUUUCCCUCACCUUUGACCAUCUGAGGCACACCGUGGAAAGCUCCCCAUCUGCGCCAUGCAUGGGGAGGGGCCAAAAGUCACGUUUUAAUAACUUUUUGAAAAUUAUAUUUCUCAUCAUUUACGAGAAUUGGAUUUUUGCACAUAAUGUAAAUUCAUUUCCUAUACAUACUGCAUAUGAUG
This is a messenger RNA of Dromiciops gliroides (monito del monte), 4008 nucleotides long. It is a transcript of the gene PRSS12, whose product is annotated as serine protease 12. NCBI's taxonomy places the organism in Eukaryota, Metazoa, Chordata, Mammalia, Microbiotheria, Microbiotheriidae. The record is from RefSeq and is a predicted model, not a curated record. Gene Ontology annotation, cellular component: dendrite; membrane; synaptic cleft. Gene Ontology annotation, biological process: proteolysis. Gene Ontology annotation, molecular function: serine-type endopeptidase activity.